Molecule: messenger RNA, 2554 nt
Organism: Orcinus orca (killer whale)
Lineage: Eukaryota; Metazoa; Chordata; Mammalia; Artiodactyla; Delphinidae
Exons: 5
Coding region: 367-1305 (312 amino acids)
Biological process (GO): sperm individualization; flagellated sperm motility
Cellular component (GO): cytoplasm
Source: RefSeq, a predicted model, not a curated record
CAGCUCCAGGCCCAGUGAAGGGCAUGAAGAAGGCUGAGGCUCUGGACUCCAGCCAGGCCUUCAGCAGGCCUCUGAGGCCAAGGUCUUCCUAGUCUCAAGAGGGGCCAAGAGACGCAAUGUGUCAUUCGAACAAGUGAGUGAGCGGGCGGUGAGCAAAUGAAUGACCGCUCGGGAGGUGUGCCGGCCUACGGGCCCUGUUUGACUGUCCAAGCUCAGCUUACCUGACCCUGGUUACCAGGCAAUGCCACCCUGGGCCCUCCUUUUCGUCCCCCUCCCUCACUGUGAUGUCACCACCUGCCCCAUUAUGACCCAGUCUGACACCCAGUUAAAAGUGGAGGGCAGGGGGCCCAGGCAGUCCUGGGACCAAUGGCCAUGGGUGAGCGAACCUACUGUGGAGCUGAGCCGUUCCCUGGCCCCAUCCCCAGGAAAUGCCAGGAGCAAGGAGACGCAAUAAUUCUGCUCCUGGUCAGCUUGAUCUUCGUCAACGUGGGGAUCAACAUGGUGGUUAUGCUCUGGAGGCAUCUGAAGAGAUUCUUGCAGGCACUUUUCAGACGUCUUUUCACCACAGACAAGCAAGCAAGCUGUGUAGGCAGCCGUCACAUGCGCAUGCGCUGCUCCGUGGAUCCCAAGAACCUGUGCUCAAGAGUUUCUCCCUGCUUCCACCAUGGCCCAAGCUUCCUGCUCGGGCACCCAAACCACCCUGACUCCUGGAUACGAGACAGAAAAGAUGAGAAGGCUUCUAAGUACUGCUGGAUGCCGCCUCAGUGUGGACGGGCUGGGGCUUCCACGGAGGUUCCACGGGGACUGUGGAAGGAGCGGGUAGUGAGAGCUGGGGAGGCCCCUCCGGUCACAGUCUUAAAGUCCCAAGCCAACUUUUACUCCAGGUCUCAGAAGAGAAACACGGACCCCCCGACUCCAGUCUACCCCAAAUUCCUGUACUCCAAGGAUGCUGUACCUUCUCAACCUUGCUUCCAUUCUCCAAACAGUGCCCAGAGCUCACCAUGCACCAUGCCUCCACCAUACACUCUUUAUCUACCGCUUGUUUCUCCCGGAUCCUGGGUCCUUCAUCAACACAGCAACCACCAGAAGCCCUCCACCUUAAUACAAACCCCCACCUUUCCCCCAACCUCCAAGUCUUCUCAGUCUGUCCUCUCUUCCCAGGGCCCCAUCCCUCCCCAGUUAUCCACUACUUCCCAAACCCCAAGCCAGGCCCAACCCCGUGAACUUCCUGAGAGUCAAGGCCUCAACCAAGCCUCUGUCCUCCAAAGGACCCCAGGCCCUUCCAAAGUCUGCAGAGUUUCCUGAAACCCAGGCCUAACCAAAAACCCAGACCUCCCCAAGAACCCAGGCCUUGCUCAAGACCAAGGCCUCCACAAGCUUCCAGGCUUUACCCAAGAUGCUGGAAUUGACAGGGGCUCAGAACAUACCCAUGACCCUAGCUUACACAAGUACUGUGGAAUUCAUCGAGAUCCUGGCCCCCAUAAGAGUCCAGCCCUUACUCAAUACUCUGGCUCAUCCAAGAGAUCAGGCCUCCAUAACAACUCAUGCCUUAUCCCAAAUCCUGGCCUCCAUAAGAACCCUCUAGGAACUGACUCUGUCCAAGUUUUGGGCCCACAUCAGACCCGACAGUCAUUUAUAUCUGAGGCAGUUCCUCGAAAGGAGGAUGCAGGGCAGCACAUAACAUGGACUUCUAUCCCACCCAGUCAGAACUCCUGCUCUCCCAAGGCUCAGGUAGCCUACAAUGACCUGCAAGCCUUCUCAGAGGUACCUGGGCUGAUUGAGCUGCAAUCACCCUCCCAGCGAGCAGGCAGCCAAGACUGGGUGUACCACCACAUGGAUACAGUUCCUCCAACCUGCCAGAACUAUCGCCAGAUGUCUACGCCUCCCAAAACCAGCUGGAAGCCCUACUGUCCUGGGUCAGGCACCCGGCUCGGGCACGUGGUCUUUGAUGCCCGCCAGAGACAGUUCAGAACAGGCAGGGAAAGUGCGAAGCUCUGUCUCCCAGGCGCCUUCACCGAGAGACAUCCAACAACUCACCGGAGACCAUCAAGGAGUGGGGAUAUCAGUGUGUGAUGAGCAACUUAGAAAAAGAGGGGACAGAUAUGCACGAGGAAUAAAGAGACAAGAGAAGUGAUCUGUGGUUAUUGAGGACAUCCACCCCAGCCCCAUCCCACAGGGCUUGAUGAGGACCUAAACUAUCCCUGCUUUCCCUCCAUCGCUUUCUAGCUGAAUCCGUUAUCGCCAAGGCCAUAGAGCUGCAUUGUCAAUUACAGUAGCCACUAGCCAAAUGCCUAUUAGAAUGUAAAUUAGUUAAAAUUAAGGAAAAUUAAUUCUGUUAAAAAUUAAGUUAAAAUGUUAAAAAUUCUCUUCCUCAGGGAACGGAAUUUCCCUGGCAUCCAAUUCUGUUCCCUGGUGGUCCAGUUGUUGGGACUUGGCGCUUUCCCUGCUGUGGCUGGGGUUCAAUCCCUAGUCGGGGAACUCAGACCCCGCAAGCUUCAUGGCUUGGCCAAAAAAAAAAAAAAAAAAUUCUGUUCCUCAGUGCCAUGACCUUCUA